AUGACUUAUCCAAAGAGUAACCCAACUAUGAAACAUGAUUUGCAGUGCAGUCAGAAUCUCCCGGCGGAAUCCAAGAGCCUGCUCGCAGAGAUGGGAAUGUCAAGCUUGUCUGACCUGUUUCGGAUAUUGGAAGAAUGCAAUGUGUCCGCCCCAACUCCAAUAUGUUCUGUAUAUGCGUAUGCAGACGCACCGGAUCAUCCGGCACCUCUUUCAAGGAGCUUGACGAUCUGUGGAGUUGCUGAUAGUGCAAUAAGUCUUGUUCGAAAAAUCAUGUCCGAUGAUGCGUUACCAGAUGGUUUGUGCAAAUCCACAAUUGCAGUGCAACUGGCGGAUAAAAGUCACUUCUCACUUUUAGAACCACGACACCAGAAGAACUCCACCAUAUUUGCAAGAUUCAUGAAGCGACUGAGGAAGGAGAAUUCGGUGGGAGUCAUUUCAAAGGACAAAUAUAAUCGCUUUGGACUUCUUGUUCCUAUGACGAAAGAGGGCCGUGAUGAGACUCUUGUAGACUCUGAGGAUUGCGCCGCUUUCCUGUACACAAGCACUCUUGAAGAUGUGCGCGAGGCAUUUAGUGGUGCGCGACACCAAGAAGUGAUGGCUGUUGAACAAUCUGGAGGCGAAAGUCUCUGGCAGCCUCCCGCAGGCGAGGUAAUUGGGGGAGAAGAAACUUUAUGGAGGCCUCCUACUACAGAGGACGAAGCAGCAACAAGCACGGCAGGAGAUUCUUGGCAACCACCUGGCUCCGACACGAACCCAUGGAAUACUUGUGAAACAGGGGCGGCGACGACAGAGAUAUGGGGCCCAGACUCUGAUCAACACACUAGUGGAACUAAACGAGGGCUGGAUGAAGUUUGUGAUGAGAAAGACGGGAGUAUCCAAGAUACCAAUUUCCACGUCGAUACUGGCGCGGCAGCUGCCGAUGCAUUUUACUCUGGGCUGACUAGAAACCUGGACACUCGUGCAGACUCUCGUUUGUAUCAUAUGCGUGCUUUCAACGGCUGGGUAAAGGCUACCCAAAUUUCUGAGCUGAAUCCCCGGGUAGCUAUCAAUGGCGCUGUCCAGCCAAUGCGUCCUCUUCGAGUUCUGGACUUGGCUUGUGGGAAAGGCGGAGACUUGACAAAAUGGAGUUUGCAUCAGCGUGGCAUGAGCAACUACUGCGGAAUUGAUGUUGCCCGUGGUUCAUUAAAAGACGCCGCGAUUCGUAUUCGCGAGAUGAGGAACCGGAACAAAUUACAAAUGACAAAGACUACACUUAUAUGCGCAGACUUGGGCGCAGAUGUUCCUGGGCGAAAGAAGGCAUCGACUCAUAGGAACAUGCAGAAGCUAUUGUCUUGGAGUCUCCAAGAGGAAUCUGAGUUUGAAUCAAAUCCUCCAGAGUUCAAGAUGGUGCGUGGCGGGGGUAUUGAAGCCGAAACGUUCGAUGUGGUUUCAAUACAGUUCGCGAUUCAUUACAUGAUGUCAACAAAUAGGCGUGCACGGCGCUUUUUUCACACUGUUAGCGAAUUGCUUGAUGUUGGAGGGAAUUUGAUUUGCACCACAAUCGAUGCUAGAGUUGUGGUUGGUCAUCUUUUGAACUUGGGCUUGGAUUACCACUUCGACAGAGAUGACGAAAUCGAUAUUCGUGCAGUGGUUCAGGCUGGGGCUGGUGCUUGUAGAAUCACUUUUGAACCCGAGAUUGUGAGACGCAUUGUUAAAUCGCACAGUUCGAAUUCUGAUGAGGACCUUUUCGGGCUGCAGUAUACGUUCACUCUAGUCGAAGGAUCUGAUCAUAAAGCAGGCGUUGGGGAUGCUGUCAACCUGCCAGAAUGGCUGACACCGAUACCUGUCUUAGAGGCUCUUGGAAAAGAAGCGGGUUUAGAACUAGAAUACGCUGAAAACUUCCAUGAAUUCUACGAGAAUCGCAAUGAAGAACCAUCCGCACGGAAUGCUUUGUACAAUAUGCGUGUUCUGAAUCGGAAUGGUACCAUAACAGAAGAAGAAUGGAGCAUAUGCAGGUUGUAUGCAGCAAUAAGAUUUCGAAAAGUCCGUGAGUCUACUAUCAACCUCGACGAGGAAGAAGAAACCAAUCACGAUGACAGUGAGGAAGAGGAGGAAGUCAAAAUCGACCCAAUAGAAGAGAAGAAAAAGCUGCCGAUGGCCAUGAUGAAGGCGAAGAAGGCAGCCGGAGAUGAGAAAUGGAAAGGAUUCUCGAGCGAGCAGAAGAAACGCUUGACUCAGAUCGAGUUGAAGAAACUUCUUAACCUAUAG
Cylindrotheca closterium is the source of this 2247-nucleotide messenger RNA. Lineage: Eukaryota; Bacillariophyta; Bacillariophyceae; Bacillariales; Bacillariaceae. The record is from the annotation of a GenBank genome assembly.